Mauremys reevesii (Reeves's turtle) is the source of this 4012-nucleotide messenger RNA. RefSeq names its product pseudouridine synthase 7 like (gene PUS7L). Gene Ontology annotation, cellular component: nucleus. Lineage: Eukaryota; Metazoa; Chordata; Testudines; Geoemydidae. The transcript has 10 exons. Gene Ontology annotation, biological process: pseudouridine synthesis. The coding region runs from base 482 to 2566 and encodes 694 amino acids. Gene Ontology annotation, molecular function: pseudouridine synthase activity; RNA binding. The record is from RefSeq and is a predicted model, not a curated record.
UGUCCAUCUCCAAGUCCCUCCCACGUAGCUCACUUUCCCCACAUCCUCUCUCAUCUCAGUUCCUCAUCGUGCCUUCUGCCCCACAACAGGUUUGAAAAGUUGUCCCUACCCAACGUACUUCACCAUGUGACCCUAUUGCUACCCCCCCUGCCCCCCCGGCUUGCCGGGCCACAGUACCUUGAAUGGGGCCCGGCCCACGCUCACACACACAGAGCAGCGUCCGACGGCCACGGCACUUACAGCGAGGGCAGGUGCCAGGCUGUUGUGAAUUAACCUGCUGAGCACACCCAGCCUAACAGAAAUCUAGUGCCGCAGAUGUAAUAAGCAAGGAGUAAAUGCAACAAUCCUGGUUUGUUCUGUGUCAGCCCUCUGCUGUGCUGCUCUUUCCUGGCCAUCCCCCAUGCCUAUCUUUACUGUGCUUCUGAUUUAGAUUGCGUUUGUAAGCUCUUCAGGUGUGUGGCCUCAGGGCAGGGCUGGCACCAUGCCGGGUGUACUGAGCAUGCGGAGCAAUCACAUCGGCUUCCAGGGUAGCAUAAAAACCUCUGCCAGUGACUUCAUCGUGACAGAAAUUGAUACCCUCGGGCGGCUGCUUAGCGAGAGCACAGCCGAGACUCUUGGUGCAUUCGGUGACAUGCCUGCAGCCCCAAACAGCUACUGCCCACAGAGCUCCCACAGGCCCUGGCCAGAGCCUCCGGAACUGCACAGAGAAGAGGUGCUAGGCCCAUUCGACAGCCCCAGUCAUGCUCCAGAAGAUGGCCUGUCGCCAGCCAAAGGCAGCACAGAGCACAUGGCUGGAGCUGCACCUGAAGGUGGGCGCCAUGAGGCAGGUACAUUGGACUCCUUGUUAGACGAGUCUGUGAAUGAACUGUUGAAUCAGUUUGCUUGUAACAUAAAAGAUAGGUGGGACUCAGAACAUGAUCCAGCUGCUCAUCCUGCUGAGUUCUCACUGGGGCCAGUCCUUGACAAGAGGAAUCGAGCUGAUUUACACAGUGCCAUUAGACAGAAAUUUCCUUUCUUAAUGACUGUUACAAAGAAUAAUGAAAUUAUUGUCAAAGCAAACACUGAUUACAAACAGCUCUGUCAACUAGUGUCUGAGGAGGAAGCAUUUGAUUUUUUUAAAUUUUUAGAUGCAAAACUGGAAAACUCUAAAUUUUCUUUUAAGCCUGAUGGGAAUAAGGAGCACAGAAAGGCAGUCCACCAUUUUGUCAGUCAGAAGUUUGGAAAACUUGUAGAAACAAAGUCUUUUUCUGUGACUGACUUUAAUGGUCAGCAAAAUGUAGCAAUAAUAGUAAGGUUGCGGGAGAAGAGUUGGUCCAGGAAAAGGCCGGCUGCUGAUUGCCAGGAAAAACAAGAUGUUUAUACAGGUUUUACCCUUCGAAAAGAAAAUCUGGAAACACUAGAAGCAAUUAGCUAUUUGUCUUCUGAACUUGGUGUUCUUCCUUCAGACUUCAGUUACACAGGCAUCAAAGACAAAAAGGCCAUCACCUACCAAGCUAUGGUUGUGAAAAAAGUGACUCCUGAGAGGUUGAAAGAAAUUGGAAGCACAAUUGAAAGAAAAGGAAUGAAAGUGUAUAAUAUCCAUUCAGUGUGCCAACACCUUAAACUCGGUCAACUGAAGGGGAACCACUUUGAUAUAAUUGUGAGAGAUCUAAAACAUCAGAGCAAUGACUCUUCUGCAGAUCUGAAAGAGAGAAUAUCUGAAGCAUUUGAGAAUGUUAAGACAAAAGGUUUUGUAAACUACUAUGGACCUCAGCGAUUUGGGCAUGGACAGAAUGUUCAGACAGAUCAAAUUGGAUUGGCUUUGCUGAACGAAGAAAUGGUAAAAGCCGUGAAGUUGUUUUUCACACCAGAAGAUACAGAUGAUCCUGUAAACCAGGCAAAGAGAUAUUUUCUUCAAAGCGAUGAUGCAAAGGGAACCCUGGCAAUGUUGCCCGAAUUUAAAGUAAGAGAGAGGAUGUUGCUUCGUGCCUUGAAUCGCUAUGGUGUAAACCAUGAGGGUUGUACACGAGGAUGGCUCAGCAUUCCUCAUUCCAUGCGUAUAUUCUACAUUCAUGCAUAUUGCAGUAAAAUUUGGAAUGAAGCCACAUCUUUUAGGUUUAUGACCUAUGGUUCAAAAGUAGUGGAGGGUGAUCUGGUCCUCUCUGAAGAAAAUGUUGAUGAAAAUUCUUCUCUGAAUGACAGAGUUCACGUAGUAACUGCUCCAGAAGAGUCCGCUAACAAAUAUGCAAUACAUCAAGUGGUUCUUCCAAUGGUUGGACACAGUAUCAAGUAUCCCAAUAAUAAAGUUGGGCAGUGGUACCAUGAAAGGCUUGCCAAGGAUGGGCUGCAGACAUGCAGGUUCAGGGUGUCUGCAUUACAGCUGAACACACCUGGAUGCUACAGACACAUUUUGAAAUAUAUCCACAAUCUGUCAUAUCAUUUCUUAGAAGACAAUGAAAAGGAAAUCAAAACCGAAGAAGACAGUCACCUAAAUGAAUCUAAAGCAUCUCUUCUUUUGUCAUUUGACCUUGAUCCUUCAUGUUAUGCAACUGUUUGUCUGAGGGAAAUAAUGAAAUGUGACCUUUAGAAUAUUCAUAGUAAAAAGUUACAGGAGUAACAUAAUCCAUGGAGGUAUUUUAUAUAUGUUGCCUAUAAAAUAGGGAAAGCUAAUCUUGUUCAUCAUGUACAGUGUAGUUCAGAAAGAAUUAAUGAAUUACUUAGGGUUUUAUUACUUUGUUUUUAAAACUAAAUUUGUAGUCCUGAGUACAUUGGAGCCAAACAAUACUAAACUAUAUAUAAUGUCAUACUUAGAGAAGCCAAGAGCUGCAGGUCUGGCUUUUAACCAGUGAUAUUUGCACAAGCUUUACACCGCAUGACCAAAGCUGGAUUCUGGAGAAAGGGGAAUAUGGUGAAUGGUCAUUUCCUCCUUGCCUUUUAUUACCAUCAUAAGGGCUGGUUAUAUAUUUGGUUCUGUACAAGACACACAAAGACAGCUUCUGCCACAACGCGUUUACAAUCUAGUACUGUCUGUCUACUAGGAAAGCUGCCGUAUCAUAGUGAACAUCCAGGCCUGUUGAAACCUUGCUGAGUUCUAAGGCCCAUUCAUCCUCGCCUGUUUUCACUAUGCAUAUGAACCCAGAGCUAAAAGGAUAUGUGAGGUAAGUAAUAGUGCUGAGUCAUCCUGCUGAUCGUAGGACACUUCUUUAAGCUCACAGCAUGCUCGUCUUUCAGUCAUUCCUGUACUGAGAAAUUGAAGGAAAAAAACAGGCUCAAAAUAAAAAUCUAUGUAAACAGGAACUUCAGGACCCAGAGGUGAACAUGCCAUUAAUACACUUACAGAAGAGUGCUAAUGUUUUUAUUUCCUGACUUCAGGCAGUGUGCUCGUUGCUGGUCAAACCUGCUCACUGCACAAGCUUAAGGUUGUGAGGAAAUCUUGCAGUGAUUGUCACUGGAACCUUGCCAUUAUCACGGUUAAAAGUUAUUUAUAAAAUUCUUCUGUGAAAGAAGUUUGUAAAAAGAGGAUAUUGGCAUGGAAGGGCAGAAAAUUGAAUAAUAAACUAAGAAGCAAAACUAUCACAAUAGCUUUGAGUUGCAUAUGUUAUAUUUAAUCUGUAGAUGGCACUGUGACUUAAAAAUAACCAGUGGAAGAGAACUACUUUGGCCAUUUUUGAGAGAAGGGAUAUGUAAGUUACAAGUGCUUCAAUUUUCUCACACUCUGGUAAACACAACAUUGAUUUACUGUUGUCUGUGACCCCAGUCCUGCAAUUCUUGCUCAAUCCUUAGCAAGGCAAAUAUUCCAGGGUUGAUUCAUCACUUCUUUACACCAGUUUGACAGAAGUGUAAUUCCAGUGACUUCAAUGGAGGUGUAAAAAUGGUCAUCUAGAAUGAAGGAUCAGGUCCCCACUGUGUUUGUCUUUGUAAGGCAUAAGUAAGCAUUGCAGGAUUUGGCACUGAAGUGUCAGGUGGGAAAUAAACUCUUAUGCCAGUAAUAUUUGCAGUGUUAUUGUACACUAAAUAAACUAUUGUGACUAUU